Messenger RNA from Penicillium canescens, 471 nucleotides. RefSeq lists its product as uncharacterized. NCBI's taxonomy places the organism in Eukaryota, Fungi, Ascomycota, Eurotiomycetes, Eurotiales, Aspergillaceae. Bases 1 to 471 code for a protein of 156 amino acids. The transcript is spliced from 2 exons. The record is from RefSeq and is a predicted model, not a curated record.
AUGCCACCAAAAUCCAAGCUCGACUCGAGCGCGGCGACCCUCUUCUUCAAGAAGCAUAAAACCACCGUCCUUCUUAUGCUUCAAACUCAUGAAUCGCUCGACACCGCAAAGGAAAAGCUGCUCGAAGCUUUGAACUCACGAGGAGUGACCGAUAUCAAUGGCGACCCCAUUCCCGACGAUUCCUUCGAUAUCGAAUUUGGUGUGCCCAUGGACCGCGCCGAUCUUGAGAAGGGCUGGCGACGGCUCGACGCAGAUGCACCAGAACUAGACGAGGAGGGGACUACAAAGAAAAAGAAGGGCAAAUCCAAGAAGGAGGCAGUCACUUUGAUGGCCGCUGGUCUUGGGAACGGACAUACCGUUGCCUUCCGCUUCCGCAAACCAAAUGAGGGCCAAGACGAAAUGGAUCUUGAUUAUGAAGACCCGGGCUGGGAUGUCCUUAUCCCGACCUUUGAUGAUGAGGAUGAAGAGUGA